AAGACAGGAAAAACGAAAGAGAGAGAGCGAGAGGAGGGGGAGCGAAAGAGAGAGGAAUGAUGCUGAUCUCUUCACGCAACACAGAGGAUGCUAUCGAUCAGCCUCAUACAUCCUCGCAAUUUAGCGGCCAAUGCACGUACGCGCGUAAAAAGUCCCCCACCUCCUUCAACGCCGAAGAUGUGGCGCCGAUCAAUACAUCCCACCGCGCCAAAAAAGCUCACCCGAAAGUAACCGCUUUUGCACCUCGCAGGUAGCGCCCGUUUUGGAAACGUUUCCGAUGCAGAACUCCGCACCAGCGCACUCCGGGAUGGUGAGCCACUGUCAGCCGACGUUCGGCGACUUCGCGGCCGUGCACGGCGUCGGCAGAGCGGACACGUGGGCGCGGCGUGGCGUAGCCACCGGCUUCGGAGGAGGUCAAGUUUACCACCACCACCACCACCACCACCAGGAGAACGCCAGCGCUAAGCUGCCGGGUGACUGCGCCGCCACGCCGGGCGUAAAAACGCAUGUGGCCGCUAAAGCUCCACGCUCCUGCUUCACGUUCCCUCCGAUGCAAGGUCACGGCGGCUACAGCUUAGCAAAGAACGGCGACGCUGAGCUGGGGGCCACCCAGGGCACCUUGAUGCCAUGUGGGCAGAGUUUGCCGCUGCCCUUGGGGGGUCACCCUGGGGGACUUUACCCGCAGAGCCUCCAGUGUGACAGUCCUGCGCCUGAUCUUCUUCUGCAGGACAGCCCUCACCAGGACGCCAGGUCAUCCACUUUUCAGAGGACCCUGCCCGGGGCCUCACCCGGCCUGAGCUGCGGCGGUGCCAACGGGGCUCCGUCGGCUCUAGCGUAUUCCAUCAAGGAAGAGGAUGCGAUGGGCUACACCGUUUCAAACAUGGUGCCCGGAAUCCAAACUGGCUUUCACGACUCGAGGUCCGGCAUCGUUCUGAGGACGUCGAGGGACGAGAUGGCGCCCGGUGGCGGCAACGGCAGAGAUAGCAUGUGCGUCGUGGGCAACGCCGCAUCGGCCGAUGCGGCGCAACCUUUUAAUAAUGAAGACGGCUCCUCCCCGUCGGCUUUGUCCCCAACGAGCUCCCGUCAUUCGGCGCGUCAGCUCGGCACCGGCGCUCUGAAAAGACGUCGCCUUUCGCCGGCCUCGCAGUCCGCCGCCGCGGAUUCUCCGUCUGCCACCGGGACCGCCUCGGAGGAGAUCAACAUCACCGCCAUCAUCUGCGCCUCCUCGCAGACGUCCAUGGUGGCUCGCGUCAACGGCUUCCGCGCCAACCUCUCGCCCGGCCACGCGAGCAGCGGCAGGUUUUCCUCUCCCUCGUCCUCCUCCUCUUCGUCGUCAACAUCCCCGCCGAAUAUCCCCUGCUCUCGGGAAGCCCCCCGCAAAUCCGCGCAGCACCAGAGCCCCCGGCGGAGCUCGCUGCAGGAGAGCUGUCAGCUAUCAAACUCACCUGCCACCUGCCUGCUGUCCCUGCCCUCUUCCUGCUCCUCAUCCUCUUCGUCGGUGUCUUCGUCGGAGCCGGAGCAAGGCCAGGGACAGUGCGAGGAGCGGGGCUCCAUGCAGCUAGGCCGCGGGGCCGGAGGGACCCCCCUGGGGAAUGCGGGAGGGGGCGGAGGAGGCUCGUCGGAUGGCUCGGGGUUAUUCAUGCUAAUGUCGGGGACGCUGCAAGCGGCGCCGGAAGCCGGGGCUCUGAUGGACAGGAGCCAAAGAUCGGGGCCUGAAACCGGGGCCGUCCUCGAUAGGAACCAAAGAUCAGGGGCCGUCACGGGGGCUCUGCUGGACAUGAGCCAAAGAUCGGGGGCCACCCUCAAGCAGGAGCCCUUAGAUGACUUCACCCCCAGCGACGAUGAACUUUUGCAGCACCGCUACCACCAUCACUUAAGCGGGCGCAAUGGGCACGUCCGCCACCUCCAUCAGCACCCUCGCGCCGCCAUGCUGCCGCCGUACCACCUGCACCAAUAUGCGGGCGGUGGGCUUCUGAAUAGCCACACCCAUCAACAGGCACCGGGCUCGUCCCUGGGACUCAAGUCGUCGUCAUCGUCCGGCGGCCCCGCCGGGUCCCACGCGGGCAUGGAGACCGAGGAAGUCGGGCUCACGCCGGUCGAUAAGCAGUCGUGUCGCUGGAUUGACUGCAGCGCCGCCUACGAGCAACAGGAGGAGCUGGUGAGGCACAUUGAAAAGGUCCACAUUGACCAGCGCAAAGGCGAGGACUUCACCUGCUUCUGGGCCGGAUGCAUCCGGCGCUACAAGCCCUUCAACGCCCGCUACAAGCUGCUCAUCCACAUGAGGGUUCACUCUGGGGAGAAACCCAACAAGUGUAUGUUUGAGGGCUGCAACAAAGCGUUUUCGCGUCUGGAGAACUUGAAGAUCCACCUGAGGAGCCACACGGGGGAGAAGCCGUACCUGUGCCAGCACCCCGGCUGCCAGAAAGCUUUCAGCAACUCCAGCGACCGCGCCAAGCACCAGCGCACUCACCUGGACACGAAACCAUACGCGUGUCAGAUCCCCGGCUGCACCAAGCGAUACACCGACCCCAGCUCCCUGCGCAAGCACGUCAAGAUCCACUCGGCCAAAGAGCAACAGGUGCGUAGAAAGCUCCGUCCGUGUCCUCACCUGGAGCAGGACGUGCUGAGCGACUGUCUGUCCAUGCAGCACCUCCAGACCUCCAGUCAGACUCAACUUCUAUACAGCAGCAAGGACGGCUGCUCUCCGGGGCUGAGCCAAGACGUUUUUUCAGGCUUGUACCCCGGUGGCCCCCACCACCACAGCGCCUCCGCCGAGCUCCUCGCCACCCCCGCCGCCGCCGCUGCCAGCGCGACCGCCGCCGAGCUGCCCUCACGACAGCACUGCUUGUACCCCGGUGGCCCCCACCACCACAGCGCCUCCGCCGAGCUCCUCGCCACCCCCGCCGCCGCCGCUGCCAGCGCGACCGCCGCCGAGCUGCCCUCACGACAGCACUGCCUGGACCUGGACCUCAACAGCCCGCGUCAUCUGUCGCCCAUGGAGGGCAACAGGGACGGGACGACGUUAUGCUUUUACCCCGGUGGCCCCCACCACCACAGCGCCUCCGCCGAGCUCCUCGCCACCCCCGCCGCCGCCGCUGCCAGCGCGACCGCCGCCGAGCUGCCCUCACGACAGCACUGCCUGGACCUGGACCUCAACAGCCCGCGUCAUCUGUCGCCCAUGGAGGGCAACAGGGACGGGGUGUCGGGUCCACUCCUCUCUCCGGGGAUGAAGGGAACAGGCACCCCCCCUCCCCCUCCGCCCCCUCCCGCAUUGGAGAAGCAUCACGUCCAAGCCCAGCACAAGCCCUUCUCUCACUAUCACCACCAUCAGACCCCCAACAACGAAUUCCAAGGUAGCUUCCAGAGCUGCUUCCACUUCUCGGACUCCUUCUGCAUGGAGCAGACGGUGAACGGUGGUGGCAAAGAUUCUCACGCCUACGCUUCCCAUCAGCACAAUGGCUUCCACAUGGCCACCAGCAACUCACUGGGCCCCGCAGGCUUCAACUUGAGUCAGGGGCUGCAAGGCGGCACAGGGUGCCAGUUCUCCUCCAGUCCAGAGGAGGGCGCCUACUUCCAGACGGGCAGCUUUGAGCGCAGCCUCGGAAUCGAACCCUGCAACUAA
Messenger RNA from Hippocampus comes (tiger tail seahorse), 3622 nucleotides. RefSeq names its product GLIS family zinc finger 1b (gene glis1b). Gene Ontology annotation, cellular component: nucleus. Gene Ontology annotation, molecular function: RNA polymerase II cis-regulatory region sequence-specific DNA binding; DNA-binding transcription factor activity, RNA polymerase II-specific. Lineage: Eukaryota; Metazoa; Chordata; Actinopteri; Syngnathiformes; Syngnathidae. The transcript is spliced from 14 exons. Gene Ontology annotation, biological process: regulation of transcription by RNA polymerase II. The record is from RefSeq and is a predicted model, not a curated record. Bases 278 to 3622 code for a protein of 1114 amino acids.